AAUAUAUAUGCGUCGGGCCCAGCGGCGCGUGUGUUGCGCGGCCGGCCGGGAGGCUGGGGCUCGGGGCAGGGGCGUGUGCGGCCUCUGCUUCAUUGUGCCCUAGCAGCGCCCGGAUGUCACGCGGGCUGCUGGCAUCAUGAAGAUCUGGACUUCGGAGCACGUCUUUGACCACCCAUGGGAAACUGUUACAACAGCUGCAAUGCAGAAAUACCCAAACCCUAUGAACCCAAGUGUGGCUGGAGUUGAUGUACUGGACAGACAUAUAGAUCCCUCUGGAAAGUUGCACAGCCAUAGACUUCUCAGCACAGAGUGGGGACUGCCUUCCAUUGUGAAAUCUCUUAUUGGUGCAGCAAGAACCAAAACAUAUGUGCAAGAACAUUCUGUAGUUGAUCCUGUAGAGAAAACAAUGGAACUUAAAUCUACUAAUAUUUCAUUUACAAAUAUGGUUUCAGUAGAUGAGAGACUUACAUACAAACCAUAUCCUCAGGACUCAGAAAAAACUGUUUUGACUCAAGAAGCCAUAAUUAGUGUGAAAGGAGUCAGUCUCAGCAGUUACCUCGAAGGACUGAUGGCAAGUACGAUAUCUUCAAAUGCUAAUAAAGGCUGAGAAGCAAUGGAAUGGGUAAUACGUAAACUAAAUGCU
This is a messenger RNA of Manis pentadactyla (Chinese pangolin), 643 nucleotides long. Its product is annotated as PRELI domain containing protein 3B-like. Gene Ontology annotation, cellular component: mitochondrial intermembrane space. The record is from RefSeq and is a predicted model, not a curated record. The transcript has a single exon. Gene Ontology annotation, molecular function: phosphatidic acid transfer activity. Gene Ontology annotation, biological process: phospholipid transport. Bases 137 to 607 code for a protein of 156 amino acids. NCBI's taxonomy places the organism in Eukaryota, Metazoa, Chordata, Mammalia, Pholidota, Manidae.